AUGGGCACGAACGCCGGAGACAGAUUUGUGGCGGCGCUGGACAGGUUCCCAUCUGAGUGGGAAGGCCACGUUGGAUGCUGUUCUUGCGUGGCGGGCCCAUCGAACGAGUCGCUGAUCGGCAGGCGUUGUGGACACGAGAUGGGAUGGGGGCAGAAGCUUGCCUUGUUUGUCGGAGCACGGUCAAAGUCCAGGACUUCGUCAGCUGCCCAGCCUCUGAAAAGGGCAGGCUGGUUUAGAAUCUCAGGCUGGCUUCCUGGCUGGAAUCAACAGAUGAGAGAAGGGAAAUGCAUGUGGGAAUAA
Molecule: messenger RNA, 300 nt
Organism: Ostreobium quekettii
Lineage: Eukaryota; Viridiplantae; Chlorophyta; Ulvophyceae; Bryopsidales; Ostreobiaceae
Source: the annotation of a GenBank genome assembly